This is a messenger RNA of Peronospora farinosa, 966 nucleotides long. NCBI's taxonomy places the organism in Eukaryota, Oomycota, Peronosporomycetes, Peronosporales, Peronosporaceae. The record is from the annotation of a GenBank genome assembly.
AUGGUUUUCUGUGGUGCCGAUUUCCAAGUGUCUAAAGCUCCGGUGGCGCUUCGGACCCAUCAAAUUACUGCCAAAUCGACGGUAAAUGAUGCAGCCAAGAGGACAUCAAGUAUUCGCGACUUUGCUGCUGAGCUGAAGCGAUGUCUCGAGCCGUCCAUGGGCUCAGGGUGGCACAUCGUCGUGGGGGGUGACUUUGCGGUAGAUCUUCGCUACCGCAAAGGAACAUGUGUGCUACUGUAUAGUAAAACUAAAAAGAUGAAGGUCUUACUGUACCGUACGACACCAUCUGUGUCUCCUCGACCCAUGCAAGAACAUGAAGUUUUGAUGAAACCGAGUGAAAACCUCACUACGAAACGAAAAAUUGUGAUUUUUGAGAGUGACAUGGAGAACGAGAUGACAAAUGCAGUUGUUGAUAAAGUCACAAAACUUUUCAACUUUUAUCAAGAAGUAAAAGACAAUGAGACCAAAAUUGCUCAAGCUCUAAAGCAUUCACUGACGUUCACGUACGGUCCGACAUGGCAAGUGAUCGUGUCUUCUUCGUGUGAAAUGUGCUGCCUACCAAUCGCUGAUAAGGGUUCGCACGCGGACUUUUCCGUGACAAAGCUGCGAGUUGUGGUGUACCGUCAUGCCGGCACCAGUUUGGAUCGUCACUUGGACUCUGCACAAUUUGGCAAGCGCGUUGCCUUUGUUCUGGCUUUGAUCUGUUUGCUGCUCUAUAGCUUUUUGUCGCUGAACUCAUCGGAGGUGAUUCAAAAGUGCAAGGACAGCGUGACAGAUACUAGUGAGGACUUCUUGGUAAAUGACGUUGUUCUGCCUACAAGCUGCUCGGCCGAGGACAUUGAACGCGCAAAUAAUCACGAGUGGUGGAAGACGAGUGCGAUUCUCGGGAUGUCUGCUUUUACGAUGAUUGCGUCGCUUCUUCGCAUGUACACCAAGUCGCUGACUCCGAAAGUCAAACGUUCGUGA